CGCAGGGGCGGAUCUAGGGGUCGUCAAAUCAGUCGCGCGACUGAAGUAAAAAUUGCCUACUUAAAAAAAUUUGACUCCAGCUAUCUAUAGUGGCCAGUAGAUCGAGUUACUAAAAUUUUGAAUCGUACCGGUAGUCCAGUUAUACGUUUCAUGCUGCGGCAGAGCUUCGGCAAAGUAAUGUUAGUCAGUCACGAACAGCGGUCUUACGCAUGAAAGUUGACGGAUUCGGGGGUCAAAUCCGGCUAUCUGAUUGGCUGACAUGCUCAUUUCCAUGGUUACGGCCAUUUGCGACGGAUCUGUGGGGAGGCCUGACGGAUUUGCAGAUUCAGGGGCUCUGUAUGAGCCUUCUGAUUGAACCAUUUAAAAAAAUUCUGCACUGUCAUUGGCUUAUAUUUUCGAUGGAUUCGCAACGUGAGGUAUUCGUCAACACCGCAUUAGUGUUUACCUCUGAGUGUUUACUAUUUCGAACGUUUACUAUUACGAGCGAUUUCUACCAGCGAUAUCUGGAAACAUUUUCGACAAUGUUCAGUUUGCGAUUGCGGCAAACAAUUUGGAAUCUCUAUACAACGUUUGUAUACGGAGCUUGAAAAGAAUAUCGAUGCCUCACGGACGAAUUUUGUUGACAAGCUACUGAGCGGCGCCAUCAACAACACAAGCAGAAGCCGCGCUAGAAAUUUUGGCGCAGAGAGCUACUGCUAGAGAAAGACAAAGCUUGCACUGCAAUAAGGUAGAUAAAUUGAUGGUUUUAUAGUUAUGUAUCUUUAGUUCAUAUUAAAGGUUUAUAAAGCGGAGUACCAAGCCAUCGGUGUUGUUAAUGAUUGUCUGACAUAUGAUAUUUUAAUAUCUUCGCUAUGCUAUAUUGCUGUAUUAGCAUAAUUUUCGCGUCAAGAAGCUAAAAUAUGUUAGUAUUCAAUGUCUACAUUGUAAGCAUUUAUUGAUUCUCAUGUUAGUGAAGUUUUAUUUAAAAUUUCUUUAUAUUUAUGCAUUAAUCACACAACAUGUACGCGUAACGCGUAUACGUGUAUUGUUUAUCCAUAGCCUAUCGACAAGGCUUGUUAGACCGCAUUGGUCGACGUCUGAUGUAACAUGAUGAUGUGAAAUAUUUAAUUGUAGGUAGCUUGAAAAGCUCUUUGACUGGUAUAGCCAUUCUGAUGUUACUACUUUAUUAAUAGUAUAUUUUGUGUUCAAUAUAUAGACCACAGUAAGACUUUAUUAAUAGUAAGAGUUUAGUUUAUUAAUAUUUGAAUUAACAUCUUUGACUUAGUUAAUGAAUAUGUGGUUGUUUUUUUUGAGCUUAGGCUACUGGCAAUUACUUGUGAUGUAUAGUUCUGUGUUUUUGGUAACAGAACAGUAUAUUUCCUUAAUGCAUUUGCUGCCAUAUGAUUUUAGAAGUUUUACAAUGAUACACUUAUAAGCAUAUAGUACCAAUAUGACGACGAUUCUUAAUCCACAGGCAAAUGAAACAUAUUAAAUUGCUGCUGAGUUUUAAAGUAUUAUCAUCAAUAUAUCUUUGUGCAGUGCAUUUGUAGUUGUUCUUACAGUGCCUGUGGAUAAGAAUCAAAUGCUCGUUUGAGUUCAUCAAUUUAAUCUAAAUCUGUUUUAUAAUUUGAUUAAUUAGGAUUUAGUUAAUAGGUGUGUGGGGGGGGGGGCAAAUCGCAUUUUAUGUACGGAAAAUUCUAAAAAUCCAGUGGCGGACUAUCAACACAAAAAUUAUUUAGCGCCCACUCCCCCCGUCUGGAGUCGACCACGCCCAGUCGAGACCACGCCCAGCGCCGAUAACGCCCCGUCCACCAAAAAAUUUUGACUGAGGUACGAAAAAUCCUAGAUCCGCCCCUGUUGGACGUAUGCUUUAUACGAUAAGCAUACUCUAGGCUACGGUACUCAUACGCUGGCAUUUCAAAGGAUUUUUGUGCGUAUGAAAAUUAUUUCGUUAAUUUUCAUACGCUUCUCAUACGUUUCUCUCAUACGCAAUAGUGUGACAGGGCCUUUACUAAAAUUUUUAUUACUAAACGCUAGAUCAAUCCUUAAUAAAAAAGAGGAACUUGAGGUCAUUAUCAGUCAGUGCAGCCCUGAUGUAAUCAUGAUCACAGAAACUUGGUUAUCUGAUAUCGUACCUGAUGAAGUCGUCAAUAUUCCGAAACUUUCAGUGGUCAGAAAGGAUAGACCUGUUGGAAGGGGUGGUGGAGUGCAAGUGUAUAUACGGGAAAGUAUAACUUACAAACUUCGACUCGACUUGUCAAAUGAUCAAUACGAGUGUGUUUGGAUUGUAUUACGCCCUGUCUGGCUCCCAAGAUCAAUUUCUAGAAUUGCAAUUGCGUGUGUGUACAUUCCUCCAUCUGUAAACAUGGAGACGGUAAAUAGCUUCUAUUGACUAUUUUUGCUACUGUUAUGAUAAAUUGAAAUCGGAAAGUCCAUGCACAGCAAUUAUUGCAGCUGGCGAUUUCAACCCUGACAGUAAUGGGUUGAAUAUAAGAACAAUCACACGCCAAUGCCACAUAAAACAGAUAGUAAAAGCACCUACCAGGGGUAAUGCCGUGUUGGACCUAAUUAUUACGGACAUACAUAAGUUUUACGAAGAUCCAGAAAUACUGCCCCCCCCCCCGCCCCCCUUGGGACAUCUGACCAUAGACGAAUUGUAUGGAGGAGGCAAAGGUCUAGGAAAGGGAGGUGCCAAGCGUCAUCGUAAAAUCUUACGAGACAACAUCCAGGGAAUCACAAAACCUGCUAUUCGUCGUCUCGCUCGUCGUGGUGGUGUAAAACGUCUCUGGUUUGAUCUAUGAAGAAAUUAUUGCAGCUGGCGAAUCGAAAUCAGUUAGGAUUUUAUAAAUUUUAUAUUGAUUUGACAAAUUUUAUAACUUCUUCUGCAGAACUGAACGAUUUAAACGCAGUCCGUUAGUAUAUGCAAUAGAUAAAUAUAACGAUAGGCUAGAACUGUAGUUUUUAAAUUGAGAAUGUUAAUAUGAUGCUAAGAAAUUGUUUUGUCAGGUGGGCAGAUUGUGUUUGGAAUAUAAGAGUAGUGUAAUUGGCGAUCAUUUUAACCUAAAUACUAAUGUUUAGAAAUAUUUCAGUCGUAUUUUAGAUAUACUUUUGUAUAUGCAUGUAAUCAUGCAGUUGUAGUUUUUAACAAGUAGUUGAACUAAAUUGUAAACACAUUAUAAUUUAGCGUAUCCUCUGCUGAAUUGUGGGAAAUAAAGCCAUUAUUAUUAUUAUUAUAUAUAGCAGUCUGACAAUUCGUUUCUGUAGUACGAGUACACGCCUUAAACUUGAAGAGUAUGUGGACUACCAAAUAAUAUUGAGUAUGUAAAAUAUGGAUAAAUACUAUAAAUUAAGGUGUAAUAUAAAGACAAUUUAGAUUAUUUAUAUUAGUACUCGCAGACAAAUUGAAACGAAGCUAGCUUGGUAGUAGAUGAUACUAAUCGCUUUGAAUAUCUUUUUGCAAAUUAACAUAACCGAUAUGUGGUUUCAAAAAAAGAUUUUCAUUUACGAGGACCCUACCUGUUUUUUUCGAGCAAACGAUGUGCCAUCAAUUAAAACAGGUAUAUCAUAUGAAGUUUUCUUUUGCUUGGUUUGAAAAAUAACAUGAUACGUUUUAUCAAUAUAUAUUAACAGACAGCUUAUAGCGUGACGUAUUGUUUCAAAUCCGACUAUGAGGACUGACUAGAUUUCAAGUUCGCCGCGCAAUUUGGCAAUUUGAUCAAGUCCGAGGCGAAGCCGAACACUGGUCAAAAUGCGAGGACUUGAAAUCUAAUCCAGUCCGAAUUGGAAGAUUUGAAAUGACAUCUCAUACGAAUAAAUCAAUACUUAAAGUGAGGUGAAUUAAUUUUGAUCCAAUCCAAGGACAUUCUUGUCCCCAGAGCCACUUUUGUUGAAAAUUAGGCUCUGUGUUAUACCUUAUACGACUAAAGGGCGAGAUCUGAUUAGCUUCUCAGAGAACUGCUAUUUCGCAGAAGUUGAGCAGUUUUCGCUGGGCAAAAUUAUUCUAUCAACAUAUGUCAACACAAAUACUUCGUUUCUUCGUAAUACUUCACAGUGAAAAUUGUUACGGGUGCUAAAGCGUUUCAAUUCAAGAGCAUGCGUUUUAGAAACAUGCAUUUCUGGGUCGGUGUGUCCCAGGAUCUAUGGAGGACGCGCGCGGCUGAGAGGCCCUGAGGAGGAGGAUGAUCCAUUGGAUGAUCCAAGGACUGGAUUAAUUUUGAUCCAGUACUAAUAUACUUUACCAGGUAUAAUGCAGUAUUAUCAUGUAAGCGGGUUAAAGCAGUAUAGUUGGCUAAUUUACUCAUGCAUUAUUAAUGUUUUGAGAUGUAAUAUUCUCGUGUGACUGAAUGACCUGAAGUGACGUUGUUUCACUGACAGUGUAUAUAGGGACUCUAUUUAUCAUGAUAUGAUUCAGUGUACAAAAUUAAAUCAGUUGAUUGUUACAGACCUGCCAAAUAUCACUUCUUGUUUAAUAAGCGUCCAAAAUUAUACAUGCUCAAAUUUCUCUUUUCUAUCCGCAGGAAGAAUACAUACAAGACGAUGGCACAGCAAACGGGCCGAUUGAAAAACAGGAUAAAGAGAUACAUUUUUCUCAACUUUAUAAUGAAAAUAGUGAACAUCCAACCAACAUUGCAAAAACAGAAAUCGUAGAAAACGCAGAAAUAGAAGCUAAUAAAGUAAUUUUAUCAGGACUUGACAAUAAAAAUACUAAACGUCCAUCUCAUGUUACAAAAACAGAAAUAGAAAACACUCAAACAGCUGAAGAAGUUGAAAAGCACGAAUGUGGUUCCCUAACAAACGAAAUUCCAUCACAGGAACAACGAUUAUUCAUCCACAGUUCAUGGCUCGCAGUACAAAGUUCGUAUUUUAGAGCAUUGUUUUAUUCUUCUGGUAUGAAGGAAUCUUUUUCGAAAGAAAUCAUUUUGAAAGUAACUGAAGAAGAAUUAAAGGCCCACUACACCUUGAUUAAAGCUAUGUACCAACCAUCAAUUCUUGAUCACAUGGAUCCAUAUAUGGUCCUUCAAGUGCUUAUACUUGCAAAUAAAUAUGAUGUUACCUUGAUUUUCAAAAAGUGCAAGUAUGUUUUGAUGUCAGUGAGUAUGUCCUUAGAGCUUUGUGAAUCAGUUUUAGCAGAUGUUAAUGAGAUGCCCGCCACAGAUGAUUUGAUGGAGUACCUUCGAUGCUUCCUUGUUAAUGCGUUCAACCCUCUUGACAAGGUCUGGGAUACGGAGGAAUUCAAAGAUCUUUCAGAAAUUUCUUUAAGAAUGUUAGUUUCAAGCAAUGAACUUACAGUAUUAUCAGAAAACACUGUUUUCAUUGCCUUGGUGUCAUGGUGUGAAUAUAAUGAUUAUAAUGGUCCUUCACUUCUGCCACUUUUACGACCAGAAUUAAUGACAGUCGAGUUUCUACAAGAGGUCAUAUAUAAUCAUCAUGUAGCAAAACAAAUGGACGGAUAUAACAAAUUAUUCGUGAAUGGUUUUCGAUAUCAUAGCUCGUCACCAAAGAGGAAAGCAUUGCUCGAGAAUGAGAUAACAAGGCGGGCUGAAUACAAGACUGACAAUGAACCUUCAUUUACAUGGCAGCUUUGCAUUUCUGAAGAUAACCAGCAGAAUUACAAAUCGGAUAGAUUUUGGUGGUGUGGUUUUGAAUUGACGUUAUCACUUAUAUUAGAGUCAAAUUUGUGGAGUGUUGGUCUUUACGUUCUCAACAUUGAAGACGCAAACAGUUUGAACUUCGUCUGGGUCAUUGAAGCAGAACUAUUUCCCGUAACAAUACGACGUCAGGUGACAUUCCGUAAUCAUUUUGAACUGGGAUACGACAAAAUGGAAUUUCCAUUUUCACAACCUAUUCAACGCAACAUUACUCGCUGUAUCAAAAUUUUUAUUCGUUUUGCCAUAUCUUCGUCAUUGAAUCCAGUUGCAUGCAGUUAUGACAGCAUGAGUGACGCCAGUAAUGUUGAGGAAUUCCGCGAUUAA
Paramuricea clavata is the source of this 5951-nucleotide messenger RNA. Lineage: Eukaryota; Metazoa; Cnidaria; Anthozoa; Malacalcyonacea; Plexauridae. The record is from the annotation of a GenBank genome assembly.